This is a messenger RNA of Fonsecaea multimorphosa CBS 102226, 372 nucleotides long. RefSeq lists its product as uncharacterized. Bases 1 to 372 code for a protein of 123 amino acids. The record is from RefSeq and is a predicted model, not a curated record. NCBI's taxonomy places the organism in Eukaryota, Fungi, Ascomycota, Eurotiomycetes, Chaetothyriales, Herpotrichiellaceae. The transcript has a single exon.
AUGGAGCCUGAUGGGCUGGAACCCGGCACGAUACCGGUGCUAGAGGAGCUGCUUGCCGGAAGUGAUAUUCCCGAAUUGGUGCUGGAAGGGUUCGGACUAGCGAUUGAGCUUAUAGUCGAGGAAGUGGCUGUAGAGUUGGCAGCUAUAGUACUGAGAUUGGAAGUGCUGCUCGGCGAAGUUGUCAUCCCAGAUGUACUGUUCGACACGGUUGCACUAGUCAUGGAGGCCGUGCUUGAUAGACUAAUCGUAGUUGACCCGGCCGUAGAGACAUUGAGGCUGGAGCUGCUGGACGAGCUGAUCUGGCUUGAAAGGAUGGGGUGGUUGAGCUUGUGGUCGACCCAGGGAUUGAACCAGCGCCGGAGCUGGAAGUAG